GACAGCGUGAUUAUCGCAUAUCAUAUCAUAUCAUAUCAUGCAUGCAAUUCGUGUCGCAUAGGCUCGUUAAGUGAGCUCGCGCGCGAAUGCACAUGUGGCACAAAUCCUCCGUCGACUGUAUGCCAUUGCAAACUUAGGCCUGGCCAUAUUUGUCAGAUCCAACGGCUCUAAACUGAAGGCUUGAACGGCACUAAGCAAGGGAGCAAAAUGGCUGAACCUCCUCGCAAGAAGGCCAACAAGGAUGGAGAGCCUCAGGUUGUUGUGCUCGCCUACAGCGGUGGGCUUGACACCUCCUGUAUCCUGAAGUGGUUGAUUGAGCAAGGUUACGAUGUUAUAGCUUACACGGCUGAUGUUGGACAGGAUGAUGAUUUUGAGGAGAUUCGGGCAAAGGCCCUCAAGGUCGGAGCCAAAAAGUAUGUUGUCGAUGAUUUGCGCAAGGCUUUUGUGGUGGAUAACAUCUGGCCCAGCGUUCAGGCCAACUGCCUGUACGAGGACCGCUACCUGAUGGGAACAGCCCUCGCCCGGCCGCAGAUAGCCAAGGGACUGGUGAAGUGUGCAAAGGAGGAAGGCGCUCAGUACAUCUCCCAUGGUGCCACAGGCAAAGGCAAUGACCAGGUUCGACUUGAGUUGUCUUCCUAUGCCCUCCAUCCUGAUAUCGAGAUCAUUGCCCCAUGGAAGAUGCCAGAAUUCUACAACCGCUUUCUGGGUCGUAACGACCUGUUUGAGUACGCCAAGCAGCAGAACAUUCCGCUGUCCAUCACCCCAAAGAAACCCUGGAGCAUGGAUGCCAACCUGAUGCACAUCAGCUAUGAGUCUGGUAUCCUGGAAGAUCCCAUGACGGAGGCACCGGAUGACCUUUAUCAGAUGACCGUUGACCCAAAGAAAGCCCCUGAUGUUGCAGACAAGUUGGAGAUUGAAUUUAAAAGGGGUGUCCCUGUGCGAGUGAAGAAUGUGGCAGAUGGCACUGAGAAGACAGACCCUCUUGAGUUGUAUAUGUACCUGAAUGAAAUUGGGGGAAAGCAUGGUGUUGGUCGAACUGACAUUGUUGAGAACCGCUUCAUUGGAAUGAAGAGUCGUGGGGUGUAUGAGUGUCCAGGAGGCCAAAUUCUGCUAGUAGCUCACCUGGAUAUUGAGAAUAUAACCAUGGAUAAGGCUGUGCGUAGGAUCAAGCAGGGUCUAUCACUUCGAUUCUCUGAGCAAGUUUAUGAAGGUUUUUGGUACAGUCCAGAGUGUGAGUUUACCCGUCAUUGCAUCGACAAGAGCCAGGAGAAUGUGGACGGAACUGUUACCGUGGAGAUCUUCAAGGGUAAUGUGUCUGUCAAGUCUCGUUGCUCAGCAACCUCGCUGUACAACGAGGAGCUUGUCAGCAUGGUCUUGAAGGGUAACUAUGAGCCAGAAGAUGCGCUGGGAUUCAUCAAGGUCAACGCCGUCAGGCUGAAGGAAUAUCGUCGUCUCCGCAGCUCCCAAGGUGGAAGUGGGGAUGCCUCUUCCUAAACUCUCUCAUUGGACUCCGUCAGCCCACCGAUUCAUUCACCUGGUUUAACUUUAAGAUUUAGGUUGGGAAACAAACAAAGACAGGUUUCCAAUCCCUGCGCUAUAUUUUAGACAUAAAAUAGAGGGGGCAGGAACCAGUAUGAUGGUACUUAAGGGGUGUAAGAACUCCUUUUUGACUGGUGAAGAAUCUUUUAAAGGAGGUGCCCUACAGAGAUAAAAGUAUUUCUCACAGGCACUCACGGAGUCCAUUGACAGGGAGUGAAAAACUCAGCACUUGAUGCUGAUAACAGUGGAAAACGGUGUGUCAUCCUAGCUGUCAUAUGCAUUUGGCAUCAAAUAGGGUGUUCUUGGUUAAAUGCUUUUACUUCUUUGGUGUUCUAGUAUUCAGUGCUGAAGUAGCUUUUCUAGAAAUAUCUGGGGUGCAUGCUUAUAUUUUUGGUGCCAAAAUGCUGUGCAAGCUGGCCAGGUUAUGUGGCUUUGCAUAUUGCUAGGUACGAAGCUUCCAGUUGCUCUAAGUUCUUUGAAAGCUUCUUGAAUUUUUGUGAACUUUGUUUGAAAGUGCUCCAAACAGUUUCUCAUAGCCGGGUACUUUAUCGACAUGUUUUCAUCAAAACCAACAAAUUUUUCAAGCAGGCACAUUUUUGAGAUAUUCACUCUACCUUAAUUCGGGUCCUGCUGGAAACUUUUCCACAUAAGCUGAAUCUAGUUAUGAAAUGCAUGGUUUUUGUGCAGUUUUGAAACUACUUAUCAGACUUCAAAGUAUUCAUUGCUUGCAAUAAGCUGUGAAUUGAAACUCAUCUGAAAUGAAAAUCAAUGAUAGUUUUUGAAAAAAAAAAAUCAGUAGAGUGCCGAAGGGCUGCAUUGAUUAUUUAAUUGUUCACUCUGGCCAUUGUUUGGUUCAGUUUUGGUUUGAGUUACCGAGCCUUUGCCAAAUUCAACACUGUUGGAUAUGAUGUACUCUUCAUCUGAAGGGUUUGGGUUAACCAGACAUCUUUGUGAGAGCUGAGGCUUCAUGUCAGACAGCAUUGGUUGAAAACAUUUUUCUUCCAAGAAAGCCUAAAAAAUUUCUCCAAGGAAAUCCUUCAAAAGGAAGCUCAGUUGCUCUCCAACAUGGAUGUUGUCACUUCCAGCCAAGAAUACAGUGAAGGGAAUUCACUUGUUCUCCAUAUUGAAAACCCAACAAGAAGAAACAAAUCAUUAAUAAAAAAGUGUCCCUGGCAUAGCAGUAGGGAGAUCAAAUCGAAAACAUUAAAUCAUAAGCCACUUGUUCUUUUUGUUGUAAUUUUGGCCUCGAAAAAAAGUCAAACUGGAGACACAGAGGUUAUAAUUUUAUUGCUAGAUCCUUCGGAAAUAUUUGUUGUUUUGGUCACAAACAGACAUUUUUAUUUUCUUAAUGAGUGUAUUCCCUUUUAUGAUUUUAGUUUUCUGAAAUCCAGAUUUUAUUCUUUGAAUUAUGUAUUAAGAACUUUGAAUAUCUUUUUGAAAUAAAGAAAUUGUGUGCCUGUUCCUAUAGUUGGCACGAUUUAUUAAUCUUCGCUUCAAUAUUCGAUCUCCUGUGUAGUUCUCUCUGGUUUUCCAUUUUUGAAUUCUUUUCCCUGAAAUCUUUCACAUUCUUGCCAAUGUUUUUCUGGAUAGUCUGAUUUUUAUGUGUUACUUUGCUGGUCUGAAAUUUCUACAAUAUUGUAUUCCAGUACUUUUCCGUUAUUUAAGAAAAUAGUUUAAUUGCCUUAUUUCCAAAUGAAAAAGAAAUAAACCCCAAGAAAAUCUGCUGGCAUAAUCAAGGCAUAGUGUACCAAACGCAAUUGUAGUUUACUUAAGCGUUUGUAGUUUUUCUUUGGUGUUAGUGAAAAAAAGAAGAAGCAAUAACCAAGUCUGUGCUUUUGAAAAAUUCAACCGCGAUGCAAAUUGUGUUCUUGUGGCAUAGAAGAGACAUAUCACUCUAGGCUUUUGCUUUUGUCAGUUAAAAAUAGAGAGGCAUUGGCUUUUUACAUAAUAAAGACAGUGUAAUAAAGAGGAAGUUGGUGCAUUUAAA
Acanthaster planci (crown-of-thorns starfish) is the source of this 3526-nucleotide messenger RNA. RefSeq names its product argininosuccinate synthase 1 (gene ass1). Lineage: Eukaryota; Metazoa; Echinodermata; Asteroidea; Valvatida; Acanthasteridae. Gene Ontology annotation, molecular function: ATP binding; argininosuccinate synthase activity. Gene Ontology annotation, cellular component: cytoplasm. Gene Ontology annotation, biological process: urea cycle; L-arginine biosynthetic process. The record is from RefSeq and is a predicted model, not a curated record.